Messenger RNA from Lactuca sativa (garden lettuce), 3393 nucleotides. RefSeq lists its product as uncharacterized. Gene Ontology annotation, biological process: protein phosphorylation. The record is from RefSeq and is a predicted model, not a curated record. NCBI's taxonomy places the organism in Eukaryota, Viridiplantae, Streptophyta, Magnoliopsida, Asterales, Asteraceae. Gene Ontology annotation, molecular function: receptor serine/threonine kinase binding; ATP binding; protein kinase activity.
ACUCAAAAAUAGAAAAUCUUUAUCCACACCUCAACCCCCCUUCACUGACUACUUUAACUUCACCCACUCCCCUUCAAUCAUCGGAACACACAGUGUGUGUGUGUGAUCGAGAACCCAAAAUGAGGGUCUUUCUUCUCUCCCUCCUGUUACAAUUACUAGCCACUUCCUCCGCCAUUAAAUCAGGCCGCUUGCCGGAGUUUCGAGCUCUGCUUUCCCUGAAAACCUCCAUUACAGACGACCCACAGUCUUCUCUUUCCUCAUGGAACAUCUCCACUAGCCACUGUACUUGGUUUGGCGUUACCUGCGACUCUCGACGUCGCGUCACCGCCUUAGAAAUCUCCGGUGUCAACAUCACCGGCGCUCUUUCCUCUGACAUUGGUAGCCUCCGCAACCUCGUUAAUCUCACUGUCGCUGCUAACAACUUUAUCGGACCUAUCCCACCGGAGAUUUCGUUAAUCUCUGGUCUUCGUGUUCUUAAUCUGUCAAACAAUAUCUUUAAUGAAACCUUCCCGCCGGAGCUCGCAACCCUUAAGCUUCUUGAAGUGCUUGACCUUUACAACAACAAUCUCACCGGUGACCUUCCUGUUGGCGUUUCCGAAAUGGCGUCACUUCGUCAUCUUCACCUCGGCGGAAACUACUUUUCCGGUGUUAUUCCACCGGAGUACGGCCGGUUUCCGUCACUUGAAUAUUUGGCCGUAUCCGGGAACGAGCUCACCGGUACUAUUCCGCCGGAAAUCGGAAACAUAACUACUCUUAAACAGCUAUACCUCGGUUAUUACAAUGGUUACUCCGGUGGUAUUCCUCCGGAAAUCGGUAACUUGUCUAACCUAAUCCGUUUCGACGCCGCCAACUGCGGUCUCUCCGGUGAAGUUCCUCCUGCAAUCGGGAAUCUUAAAAACCUAGACACGUUAUUUUUACAAGUAAACGGACUUUCUGGAUCUCUAACGAAAGAGCUUGGGACUUUAAUCAGCUUAAAAUCAAUGGAUCUAUCGAACAAUAUGUUCACCGGAGAGAUACCGGAGUCAUUCAAAGAGCUCGCCAACCUAACUCUUCUCAACCUUUUUCGAAACAAACUCCACGGUUCUAUACCGGAGUACAUCGGAGAGCUGCCGGAGUUAGAGGUGUUGCAGCUUUGGGAAAACAAUUUCACCGGCAGCAUUCCUCAAGAGCUUGGCAAGAACGGGAACCUACAGAUUCUCGAUGUGUCUUCGAACAAAUUAACUGGUUCGCUUCCUGUUAAUUUGUGUACAGGUAAUAAACUCGAAACCCUAAUCACUUUAGGGAACUUCUUGUUUGGGCCUAUUCCAGAAUCUCUGGGUGAAUGUCAAUCGUUAAGUCGAAUCCGAAUGGGAGAGAAUUAUCUAAAUGGUUCGAUUCCGAAAGGGCUUUUUAGUUUGCCCCAAUUGUCACAGGUCGAACUUCAAGACAAUCUCCUCUCCGGUGAGUUUCCGGUGACAGAUUUUGUUUCGGGCAGUCUCGGUCAGGUUAGCCUGUCCAACAACCACCUCACCGGUCAAUUACCGGCUUCCAUUAGUAACUUGACCGGCGUCCAGAAGCUUCUGCUUGAUGGCAAUAAGUUCACCGGAGCCAUUCCACCAGAAAUAGGUCAACUCCAGCAGUUGUCGAAGAUUGAUUUCAGUCACAAUAGUUUCUCCGGCGAGAUUACACCGGACAUCAGUAAGUGUAAGCUUUUGACAUAUGUCGAUCUUAGCCGGAAUCAGUUCUCCGGUGAAAUCCCGACUCAAAUCACAGGUAUGCAUAUCCUCAAUUACUUGAAUCUCUCCCGAAAUCUUCUCGUGGGGACAAUUCCAACCUCCAUAUCAUUAAUGCAAAGCUUGACCUCCGUCGAUUUCUCCUACAACAAUCUCUCCGGCCUUGUUCCCGGCACCGGUCAGUUCAGUUACUUCAAUUACACUUCAUUUUUGGGGAAUCCCGAUCUGUGUGGACCUUAUUUAGGUCCAUGUAAAGAUGGCGCCAUGAACAACACUCAUCAAAAACAUUCAAAAGGACCACUCUCAUCUUCCGUCAAGCUUCUUCUCGUCAUCGGAUUACUCCUCUGCUCUAUCGCAUUUGCCAUUGCGGCCAUUCUCAAAGCUCGAUCCAUCAAAAAAGGAAACGAAGCUCGAGCAUGGAAGCUCACAACCUUCCAACGCCUUGACUUCACCUGUGAUGACGUUCUCGAUAGCCUGAAAGAAGACAACAUCAUCGGAAAAGGAGGCGCCGGAGUCGUUUACAAAGGCGUCAUGCCAAACAACGAACACGUCGCUGUCAAACGGUUACCCGUCAUGAGCCGUGGUUCAGCUCACGACCAUGGAUUCAACGCUGAAAUCCAAACCCUAGGUAGAAUCCGACAUCGCCAUAUCGUGAGAUUACUAGGGUUUUGCUCAAAUCAUGAAACGAAUCUUCUGGUUUACGAGUAUAUGCCUAAUGGAAGUUUAGGAGAAAUGCUUCAUGGCAAAAAAGGUGGCCAUUUGCAUUGGGACACGAGAUAUAAAAUCGCAUUGGAAGCAGCAAAGGGUCUCUGCUAUCUCCACCAUGAUUGCUCGCCAUUAAUCCUCCAUCGUGAUGUCAAAUCCAACAACAUACUCUUGGAUUCCAAUUUUGAAGCACAUGUCGCCGAUUUUGGGCUCGCAAAGUUCUUACAGGAUUCCGGCACCUCCGAAUGCAUGUCCGCCAUUGCCGGUUCUUAUGGAUAUAUCGCACCAGAGUACGCAUACACGCUAAAGGUUGAUGAAAAGAGUGAUGUGUAUAGUUUUGGUGUGGUUCUUUUGGAACUAGUAACCGGUAAAAAACCAGUUGGUGAAUUUGGUGAUGGGGUCGAUAUUGUUCAAUGGGUAAGAAAGAUGACCGAUGGCAACAAAGAAGGUGUUUUAAAAAUCAUGGAUACAAGAUUAUCAACUGUCCCGAUUCAUGAAGUGAUGCAUGUGUUUUACGCCGCCAUGUUGUGUGUUGAAGAACAGGCGGUGGAACGCCCGACUAUGAGAGAGGUUGUUCAGAUCUUGACGGAGCUUCCAAAACCACCACCAUCUGCCGCCACCACUGCCUCCUCCACGGAUCCAUCAUCUCCGGUGGAUGUGGAGGUGGAGAAGAAAGGGGAAGACAAGUUGGGUGACCUUUUAAGUUUGUGAAAUUGGGGAUGUGGAAUUUAAGUGUUUGUUGCUUAAGUUUUAUGGAUUAAAGUAAUUGGGUAAUUUAGGUUUGUUUUAUUUAUUAUAUAUUUAUUUUGGGGUUAAAUUAUGGUUUAUUGUUGUUGAAGUGUUUAAGAGUGGUUUGGAGGUGAUUUAUGUAUAGGAGCAUUGGUUGGGGGGUUUGAGUUAAUGUUAGAAUUGGAGGUGUAUUUUCAUGAUCAUUAAGUUAAUUAAAAUCAUAUGAAUAUGGUAUGGUGUUUGAUAA